AUGAAGGAGGACGAUCAGGCUAGGGUAGUAAUGGUCUAUGUUUUAUCAUUUUCAUUAAAUUCAAUCAACACGCCUAUCUCAUCUAUAGAUGGAUGGUUUCAGCUGAUGCCCCUGCCCUCCUUGCAAAAGGAUGCGAAUUUGUCUGUAAAACAACCAGAUCCAUAUCCGCUCGAACAAAGUGCACUUCAAAAUACAAGAUUGGACGCAAAAAGAAGCACAUACGUUGACAAAGAAUAUACACAAUCAGAUCCUAUGAUUAAUAAUUCAAUCGUAAGCUAUCAUGAUCCCAACCAAAGAAUCCAUCUAGAAAGGUUUCCCUGUUUAGACAAACAAUUUUAA
Messenger RNA from Babesia microti strain RI, 339 nucleotides. RefSeq lists its product as hypothetical. The record is from RefSeq and is a predicted model, not a curated record. The transcript is spliced from 2 exons. Bases 1 to 339 code for a protein of 112 amino acids. NCBI's taxonomy places the organism in Eukaryota, Apicomplexa, Aconoidasida, Piroplasmida, Babesiidae.